AUGGGGGCCGGGCUCAGUCAUGCUGAUCCGGCAAGAGCCGCAUGGGGAGUGCCAGCGGGAUGGCGAGAGCGAAACAUUCACAGAAAAAAAAGGAGAGGAGAAGCAGUGGAAUGGCUAAAGAAAACAAAGAUAGAGGCAGAGGUGGGAAAUAGAAAUAAGGGGGCUGUCACAGGGGGGAGAAGUGAAGAAGGCAACAGAGCAGCUGACACUGAGAGACUGAUGCAGGAGAAGAUGAAAGGGAAGGACAUUGGAGAGAGAAAGAUGGUGGGUAAACAGAAAGAGAGAGAGAGAGAGCAAGGCGGAGUAGGUAAAGGAGCGGCGGAUGGAAAGAAGACAGAGUGA
This is a messenger RNA of Xyrichtys novacula (pearly razorfish), 342 nucleotides long. Lineage: Eukaryota; Metazoa; Chordata; Actinopteri; Labriformes; Labridae. The record is from the annotation of a GenBank genome assembly.